AUCAGGUGUGUUUUUUAAAUUAAAUUUCUUUUUAGAGAUACGCUAUUCCCGCUCCUAGCGAAGGAAAGGAAGUAAACGAAGAAGACCCAUAUGAAGUUGUUUAUAUUGACGACUUAGACAAACGAAAAGCUGCGUUUGGAAUAUGCUUCCAGUGUAAUGAACCUGGUACAGGAAACAAUUGGUGUAGACCUUGCAACGCUAAAAGAUUUAGGGAAGAAUUUAAAAAUUGGACAAGCGGAAAUAAGAUUAUUGAUGAAUUUAUACAAGAAUCACAACUUAAUGCAGUAUAUUACACACAAUUUCUUGAAUGGGUCCCUUUUGAUAAAUUUAAAGAUGUUACUUAUGUUGCCAGAGGAGGUUUUGGUAAAAUUUAUAGGGCCAUUUGGCAUGAAGGACACAUAUCAUUUUGGAAGCAUAAAGAACAAAAAUGGAUGAGACAAAGUAACAUUGUUGCAUUAAAAAGUUUGGAUGGUUCUUCUGAUAUAAGCAUUGAUUUUAUUAAUGAGAUCAGAUCUCAUCUACAGAUUAGUGUUGUUCAUGAUAUUAUUGAAUGCUAUGGAAUAACACAAGAUCCAGCUAGUAAAGAUUAUAUGAUGAUAUUAGAAUUUUGUGGUGACGGAAAUUUACGUAAUUACGUAGCUAAUUCUAAAGAGUAUAUACCUUACGAUGAAAAAACUUAUGAUUUAUACCAAAUUGUAAAAGGUCUUAAAAGUAUUCACGAUGCGGGGAAGGUUCAUAAAGAUUUUCAUUCAGGCAAUAUAUUAUGUGAAAAUGUAGGUACAUGUAUAGCUAUGUAUAUUAGUGAUUUGGGACUUUGUCGACCAGUAGCGGAACAAUUAGAAAGUGGAAAGAUUUAUGGAGUAUUGCCGUAUGUAGCUCCUGAAGUAUUACAUGGAAAGCAAUAUAGUCCAGCUGCGGAUAUUUAUUCGUUUGGCAUUGUGAUGAACGAAUUUUUAUCUGAGGAGUAUCCUUUUGGCAAUAUUCCUCAUAAUUACGCUCUUAUAAAGAAUAUUCUUAAUGGAACUAGACCGGAAAUAUCCGAACAUGUUCCGAAAUUCCUUGUAGAUGUUAUUAUGAAAUGUUGGAACGCUAAGGCUGAAGAUAGACCAACUGCCAAAGAAUUGGUUCAUGUAUUUGGAAAAUGGAUAGAUGAAAAAGAUGAUGAAAACAGUGAAAUUUAUUUUCAAAUUAAAAAAGGCGACGAAAAGUAUGAAGAAUGCAAAUCGAAAAAUAUAUCUAAAAAUACAUCAUCAAUAAAUGCAUUAAUAAAUAAAUCAGAUGACAAUAGUUUUAAAUUCACUCAAACGCAUCCACAAGCUAUAUAUACUAGUAGAAAUCUUGAUUUCGAGAUAUCAUCUGAUAUAGAGUUAAAAUUAGAUUGAUUGAAUAAUGUUGAUAAUUAAAAUAAUUUUUUAUACUCUAUUUUUGACGACGAAUAAUAAGAAUAAUACAAUGCCGAAGUUUUUUUUUAUAUCAUUAUUAUUUCAUUUUUACCGCUUUUUUUACAAUAUUAUUUAUAUUGGUUGGGUAUAACUGUAUGGAGAUCUGACUAUAACAAUGAAACUUAUAAUGUCGUAAUUUUUUGUAAAUAAAUUACCAUAUUUAUAUUUCUGUAAUUUCAUAUGAUAUUAAUAAUCA
This is a messenger RNA of Rhizophagus irregularis DAOM 181602=DAOM 197198, 1638 nucleotides long. RefSeq lists its product as uncharacterized. Gene Ontology annotation, biological process: signal transduction; protein phosphorylation. Gene Ontology annotation, molecular function: protein kinase activity; ATP binding. The record is from RefSeq and is a predicted model, not a curated record. NCBI's taxonomy places the organism in Eukaryota, Fungi, Glomeromycota, Glomeromycetes, Glomerales, Glomeraceae. Gene Ontology annotation, cellular component: cytoplasm.